Messenger RNA from Neospora caninum, 1143 nucleotides. RefSeq lists its product as hypothetical. The transcript has a single exon. NCBI's taxonomy places the organism in Eukaryota, Apicomplexa, Conoidasida, Eucoccidiorida, Sarcocystidae. The record is from RefSeq and is a predicted model, not a curated record. The coding region runs from base 1 to 1143 and encodes 380 amino acids.
AUGAAGGCGAAAUAUCCUGACCUGGAGAUGCCGUGCAAGACCAGACCUGAGAGGCUGGUUUCCGCAGAACCGGAAGAACAGCAAGAGGAGGGCGCGAGAGAAAAGGAGGGACACAGCCCGGAAGAAGUGAGCAAAGGGGGAGGAGACCGGAGAGCGGAGCAAUCGGCAAGAGCCGUCGACGGCCAUGAGGAGGGAACGAGGGGGGAAGGCGUGAGGAGGCCUUCUUCGGGCUAUUCAACAGAGCAGGACCGAAACAGAGGUCAACAGGAAAGCAGUGACGGAGACUGCUGUGCGCAGUCACUGCGCCGUCGCCCAAUGCGGCUUCCUCCCGUCUCCUCAGAGACAGCAGACGGCGGCGACGCGGGGUCACGAGGCAGCCAAGAAAUCACAGAAAACGCAAAGCACGAAGAUGUGGCCGGUGCAAUGCGAGGCGAGAACGUCACAAACCCCGGAGAUAUCGAGAAAAACCCUUCCACAUCUAGCGUCGCCUUCUCUUGUCUCGAAGCCGACCGUGAUCGGGAUGGGCAGAUCAGGGAGCGCGCGGCAUUUCCCGACCGUCACAGUGCACGGAAUUCCUCGCUCUCUCUGUCGCCGGAGAAGAAAAAGUUUUGCCUCGCUUCUCUUCCACCACCUAGGGCGACCGGCGCAUCCUCCUUCGGGUCUGAAGGCGAGCGGGCGAGUGAAACCUGCGAAACGUUCACGAGAGACCAAGAAAAACAGUCCUCAGGGCAGACUGGAUGCGGAGUCAAAGGGAAGACGUGGCUGAAGCUGCCUCCUCCGGCGAUGAAGAAAAGUGAAGACGAACCUCUCACCUCUUUGUCCUCUGUCUCUUCUCCUCCUGUCUCUGCGUCGUCUGCUUCUGUGUCUUCCCUGUUCGGUUCUUCUGGAGAGCCCUCUUCUGACCGACGUGUAGAAGGAAGAAGCGGUGCGGCAACGGACCGUCUGAUCAGUUCUGGUGUCUCGUCUGCGGAGAGAUUGUGUUCAAGUGCAGAUGCACUCGCGAACGAGGCUCAGGGCGGCGGGGGGGACAAAGAGAGAGACGCGCAGGCCGCAGAAGAAUGCAGUUCAUUCCUCAGUCUCGAUGUCGGAAAAAUUCGAGAGAAGCUGAGGGAGCGAAGAGAGCGGGCUAGCGGAGACAUCUGA